Messenger RNA from Capra hircus (goat), 936 nucleotides. RefSeq names its product olfactory receptor 1N1. Gene Ontology annotation, biological process: G protein-coupled receptor signaling pathway. The coding region runs from base 1 to 936 and encodes 311 amino acids. Lineage: Eukaryota; Metazoa; Chordata; Mammalia; Artiodactyla; Bovidae. Gene Ontology annotation, cellular component: membrane. The transcript has a single exon. The record is from RefSeq and is a predicted model, not a curated record. Gene Ontology annotation, molecular function: olfactory receptor activity; G protein-coupled receptor activity.
AUGGAAAACCAAACCAGCAUUUCUGAAUUUUUCCUGCGAGGAAUAUCUGGCUCGCCAGAGCAACAGCAGUUAUUCUUUGGAAUUUUCCUGUGUAUGUAUCUUGUCACCUUGACGGGAAAUGUGCUCAUCAUCCUGGCCAUCGGCUCUGACCCACACCUCCACACCCCCAUGUACUUCUUUUUGGUCAACCUGUCUUUUGUUGACAUAGGUUUGACAUCCUCCACAGUAACCAAGAUGCUGGUAAAUGUACAGACACAACUUCACACCAUCUCCUAUGUUGGCUGCCUCACACAGAUGUACUUCUUUCUGAUGUUCGGUGAUCUGGACAGCUUCUUCCUGGCCGUGAUGGCAUAUGAUCGCUAUGUGGCCAUUUGCCGCCCUCUCCACUACUGCACGGUCAUGAGUCUGCAAGUCUGCACCCUGCUGCUUGCACUAUGUUGGAUCCUCACCCACAUCGUUGCCUUGACUCACACCCUCCUCAUGGCUCGGCUAGCCUUCUGUGUUGUUGGGGAAAUAGCUCACUUUUUCUGUGACAUAAUUCCCAUCCUGAAGCUGUCCUGUUCUGACACCCGCAUCAAUGAGCUGAUGGUUUUUGCCUUAGGAGGCACCGUGCUCAUGGUCCCCUUCGUAUGCAUUGUCAUCUCCUAUAUUCACAUUGUACCUGCCGUUCUGAGGGUCCGAACGCCGGGUGGGGGUGGCAAGGCCUUUUCCACCUGCAGUUCCCAUCUCUGUGUCGUCUGUGUCUUCUAUGGGACCCUCUUCAGUGCUUAUCUGUGUCCUCCAUCCAUUGCCUCUGAAGACAAGGACAUUGCAGCAGCUGCAGUGUACACUCUAGUGACUCCCAUGCUGAACCCCUUCAUCUACAGCCUACGAAACAAGGACAUGAAGGUGGCCCUUAAGAGGCUCCUCAGUCAUAGGAGAAUUAUUGCUUCUUAG